Molecule: messenger RNA, 1688 nt
Organism: Anopheles arabiensis
Lineage: Eukaryota; Metazoa; Arthropoda; Insecta; Diptera; Culicidae
Product: broad-complex core protein isoforms 1/2/3/4/5-like
Exons: 2
Coding region: 437-1132 (231 amino acids)
Biological process (GO): regulation of transcription by RNA polymerase II
Cellular component (GO): nucleus
Molecular function (GO): protein binding
Source: RefSeq, a predicted model, not a curated record
UCAGUUUUACUGCAUAGUCCUCGUUAACUUUGUUUCCCCAACCUGCUGGCUAAAAUUAUACACCACUGAUCUAAAGAAAACUUGUUUCUCCUUAACCCAUCCAUCCAUCAUCUUUCGGGCCCGACGACAGGCCCAUCACUACCAUCUUUCGGUCUCCCCGUUUCGCUGCCUAUCUUUGCGUUGAACUCGCCCCAUAUUAAAACCAACCAGUCGCUGCCCAUGGUUAGUCAUUCUCGUCCGAGCCAGUGGAUUGAAUUCUACCCUCCAGGUGCCGUAGUAUCGAAAAGCUUCGCAAUCAUACUGUAAAAGCUAUUUCAACUGCAAAAGUGCAUAAUUCCGUAGUAGUAACAAGUGCUCAAGUUAAAAAAAACACACACACACACACACACCUACACUAACAUACACACUACACACAAGUGCCUUUUUGAGUGAAACCAUGUACGUGAAACCGGUGUGCGGUAUUAUUAAACUGCAAAAUACAGAACGCCGCACCAGCUUUCCGGCCGCACUGCACGCGGCCCGGCUGGCCGAACUGCUGGUCGACGUGACGAUCUGCUGCGAGUCGCGCAAGCUACGCGCCCAUAAGCUGGUGCUGGCGCUGGGCAGCCCGUUCUUCCGAAGCGUUUUCAACGAGGUUCCCACGCCCCACCCGGUCGUCAUGAUUUACAACGUAAAGUACGAAGAUUUAGACGCACUGGUCAAGUUUCUGUACACGGGCGAGUUGAGUGUUGAGCGGGAGCGGCUGCCAUCGCUGCUCGAAGCGGCCCGGUACCUGCAGCUGGACGAGUUCAGCACAUUGCUGCCGUACCUGCAGGAGACGGGCGAUUUGAACGAGAAUCUGUUGAGCGCCGUAAAUGCGUUCAACUCCAUGAGCCUGCUCAUGGACAGGACAAACGAGACAAAUGGCUCGGCAACGUUCAUGUCCACGAUCGGUAUAUUGACAACGAACGGUCCGCCGCAACCAUCAACCAGCGCGAGCGUGUUGCCGUAUAGCGGCGAGGCAGGUGAGCAGCAGCAGCAGCAGCUUGAAUCGCCUAUCAACGGGGAGUACCUCGGUGACGAUGAAACUUCGAUGAUGAGUCAAGAUUCGGCGGACAGUUUCAGCCCGACAGAGAUUCGCCGCCAGCCGUAAGAAGUGCCCGCGAAUCGAGCGAGUUCAUCGAUGCACCAGAGCUGCAGUAAGAUCCCAGGCAACAGGCUCUGUCGGAUGUGUGACCUUUGAAUUGCGGCAAAAUACGUACGAUUUGAUCCACUACGCAUGUGAGAGGAACAGCAAAAGACAAGACAGGAAUAAUAUUAACACACUAUACACAAGUAGAAGGUGACAUUGUAAUAUAAUUUGUUGUAUACAUUUCAAAAGAAUUAACCGGUGAGAAUAAGCGAAUAGCCGGUGAGAAUAACCUACGUAUUGAUAGCGAUUGUUCCUCUACACUAACAUUCAUCUCAUGAAGCGUAUUGCAUUGUAUUUCGUUUUGCUUUAAUAACAAUCAUGACUACAGAAUUGCUAUUAAAAUAUAUUUUGCAUUCACGUGUUUAAUAUAAACAGCAGCAAAACCCCAACUAACAACAACGUGAUAAAACAGUAUUUUAUAAAGAAUAACUUUCAGCACUAUUUCUUUUCUUUUGUUUCAACAACAAAACAAAAAGUAGGAUUACACAGGCUCUCCUCAGAUUCCACACUUUCUGAA